CUGCUUGAAUUGUAAAAUGUAAAUGCCCUACAACUCUACUACAGCUCGACGUUCGUUAUUUGAUAUUUCGUUAAUUUGUUUGAUAAACGAUAUUAAAAGAUUGUGAUAGAAUAUGGUUAUUUUGUUUAGAAUUAUCCGAGAAUUCUUACGGUUUUAACCUUUUAACGAUAGGUAUUUAAUAAGUUGUUCGUUGGAAACGUAAUUUGUAAAUUGACGUUUGCAACAUCAAACAAUUUCUACUUUGAAUUUCAUCUUUAAGAAUCAGAUUAAAAACGAUAACAAAUAUUACGUUCUACGUUCGUUCUGGUUACCUAAUAGUAUGCUGAUCUCGGUGUAAAAACAACCAUCUACGUUAUACGAUUUCAAUAGCAUCCGCUGUCAGAGCCAUGGAUCGUCCGAUUUUAGUAAACGAAUUUGAAGACAUGGGAAUGUCCAUAUCCGAUGACAUUAUUGAUGAAUGUGUCAUUGUAUGUCAUACACAUAAAAUAUCUGCAUCAGAUUUAGUUGGAUCUUGGAUAGCAUAUUGUGCAUCAUCUCAAAUCGAUUCAAAUGAUUUAAACAAAGAAAGGCUUGCUACAUUAGUUAAAUCCUUCAAGGACGAUGACAAAAUAAAAGCAAAUGACAAGAAAUUGAUUGAAAACAAAUCCAAUUUAAAUGAAUCAGCAGCUCCUACACAAUCAGUUGGUAGUCCAUCAUCAUUGAAAAAUACUUAUGGAACUAAUAUUAUACAAAUCGAAAACGAAUUCAAAGUGUCUGACAUUAUUGAUGAAGAUAAUAUAAAAGAAGAAAAUGAGUUUUCUUCUACUGGAGAUGUCACGUGCAGUUUUGGUCUGGAAAAUAUUAAUAAAAAUGAUCCGUCGGUUUGCGUGGAGAAAUUGUCCUUAACGAAACAAGAAUUAUGGGAUAACUAUGUAUUUGGUCAAGUAAAUUAUCAAAAAUUUAAUGAUCAUGUUCAGGAAUUAGUGAAUGAUAUUGUUCAGAAAAAUGACCUAAAACUUGUAACAUCUUUGUCUGGAUUGUACUGUGGAAACAACACAGACAUAACUAUUUCUGGCAGUUUGCGGUUAAUAAAAAAUGAAUUGUUUCUCGAUUCCUUGCAUGGUUUAUUAAAAAUCGAUUUGAGUGAUGUCGAACAGCCUUUUGAAUCAUUGUUUGCGAAUCAGAUUUUAGUCGUUACCGGUACCAAUCCUAAUACUAAAGUUUUUAGAGCCAAACGAUUUUAUACUGAUGCUUCGUUGCCACUGUCAAGCAAAUUACCAAGCUUUACAGAAGGCAACUUGAAAUUAAUGGUCGCCGCGGGACCGUUUUUUACCGAGUCUUCUCCACAUGGAAAGUUAUUGAAAUCUUUAGUACAAAAAACAGUCGAUUUGGAAGCACAGUUGUUGAUAUUGUUGGGCCCGAUGUUUGAUGCAGAUUUUUUGGUACAGCUGAACAAAAGGACAUCAGAAGACAUUCAACAAUGUUAUGACGAAGUGUUAGAUUCUGUUCUGAAACCUUUAUUUAACAAUCCUGGAAGUCAAAACACAAAAGUGCUGAUGUUAAGUUCAUGGAAAGAUUUCGAAAAUUAUUCUUUCUACCCAACGCCUCCAAAUCAGGAGUCGACCUUGCUAAAUUUGUAUCCUAACAAUUUGUAUAUGUUAUCUGAUCCAAGUGUGUUUUCCGUUAAUGACAUAAUAAUUGCUGGUAAUGCAAGCGAUUCUCUUAUGGGUAUACACGGUUCAGCAAUUCAUAACACUAAAGAAGACAUGUUUACUAGGCUAGCCAAACAUAUUAAAUGGCAACGAUGUUUACACCCUUCAUAUGUUGCUAACCCUAAUGUCUGUGUGGACCAUUUACAAUGGGUAGAACACUGUACACUGCAAAAAAACACUCCACACAUUAUACUGACAUCUUCGCAACUUCGUACUUUUAUAAGAGUAGUUGAGGGUUGUAUGGUUAUCAACGUUGGACAGUUACUCAAACAUAACUCCCAAAAACAAACAGUAUCAGGAACAUAUGGCCUAAUUCAAAUAGCUGCUUCAAAAGAUGGCAGUUGGUCAACUCAGUCCAAUAUUUCAGCUGAAAUUGUUCAUAUUUAAUACAUAGGCAGUUUAUUAAUUUCAUUUUUACUUUUAUUUUUUUAUUAACUAUUUUCUAUUUUUCAUUAAUAGCCAUUAUAAUAAAAUAUGCUAAUAGUUAAGAUCCCAUUUUAAAAUAUGAAUUAAUUACUGCAGUGCUUUAUGUAAUCCAAAUUAAAUGCUCAAAAUAAUAUUUAAAAUAAAAAAUGUGAAAAAAACAAUGAACUAAAAUGAAGAAAAGACUAUUUUUUAAUAAUUAAAUUAUUUUAAUAUUUAAAGUAGUUGAGAUUGUUAAAUUGUAAUGUUUUUAAUCAUAGAAUAAAAUCAUCUUUUUUGUA
This is a messenger RNA of Aphis gossypii (cotton aphid), 2395 nucleotides long. RefSeq names its product DNA polymerase alpha subunit B (gene DNApol-alpha73). Bases 387 to 2078 code for a protein of 563 amino acids. Gene Ontology annotation, molecular function: DNA binding. The transcript has 10 exons. The record is from RefSeq and is a predicted model, not a curated record. Gene Ontology annotation, cellular component: alpha DNA polymerase:primase complex. Lineage: Eukaryota; Metazoa; Arthropoda; Insecta; Hemiptera; Aphididae. Gene Ontology annotation, biological process: DNA replication initiation; DNA replication.